AAUUUGAUGCUCACAUUCAAGUGAACUAACGCAAAAAAUGGCUUCUAGUUCAGAAUCUCAAUCUCAGUCUAAACCGCUCCAAGACCGAGUUGCAAUCGUCACCGGCUCGUCCCGCGGAAUCGGCCGAGAAAUCGCGCUUCACCUCGCCUCACUCGGCGCGCGACUCGUCGUCAACUACACCUCCAACUCGGCCCAAGCCGACUCAGUCGCGGCGCAGAUCAACGCCGGUUCCGCCACCACGACACCGCGCGCCGUCGUGGUCCAAGCCGACGUGUCCGAUCCGGCUCAGGUGAAGUCGCUCUUCGACUCGGCCGAGCGCGCCUUCGACUCGCCGAUCCACAUCCUUGUCAACUCGGCGGGCGUGAUCGACGGCACGUAUCCCUCCGUCGCCGACACCACCGUGGAGUCCUUCGACCGCACUUUCGCGGUGAACGCGCGUGGCGCCUUCGCGUGCGCCAGGGAGGCCGCGAACCGCCUCAAGCGCGGCGGCGGAGGGCGGAUCAUUCUACUGACGACAUCGCAGGUGGUGGCGCUGAGGCCGGGGUACGGGGCGUACGCGGCGUCGAAGGCGGCGGUGGAGGCAAUGGUGAAGAUCCUGGCGAAGGAACUGAAAGGGACGCAGAUAACGGCGAAUUGCGUUGCGCCGGGACCGAUUGCGACGGAGAUGUUCUUCGAGGGUAAGACGGAGGAGGUGGUGAAUCGGAUCGUGCAAGAGAGUCCCUUGGGGAGGCUCGGUGAGACCAAAGACGUGGCACCCGUUGUGGGAUUCUUGGCCACUGAUGCUUCUGAAUGGGUCAACGGUCAAAUUGUUCGUGUCAACGGUGGCUAUAUUUAGUGAUGAUUUUUUUUAAAAUAAUAACAAUAAUAAUAAUUAGUGUAUUUUCUUUCACUUUGUCACUACUUGGCAUGAAAUAAAUCACCUUCCGAGAAAAAUACUUAAUUUAUGUGCGAUCAUAAUCGUGGCAAAAAUUAGUUAUCGCAUUCAAUGCAACCUUGUAUCAAUACCUGAGAAUAAAGAAGAAGAAAGGGGAUGUGUGUUGAAUA
Messenger RNA from Glycine soja, 1044 nucleotides. Its product is annotated as NADPH-dependent aldehyde reductase-like protein, chloroplastic. Bases 38 to 835 code for a protein of 265 amino acids. The record is from RefSeq and is a predicted model, not a curated record. NCBI's taxonomy places the organism in Eukaryota, Viridiplantae, Streptophyta, Magnoliopsida, Fabales, Fabaceae. The transcript has a single exon.